Molecule: messenger RNA, 1548 nt
Organism: Schistocerca nitens (vagrant locust)
Lineage: Eukaryota; Metazoa; Arthropoda; Insecta; Orthoptera; Acrididae
Exons: 3
Coding region: 1-1002 (333 amino acids)
Source: RefSeq, a predicted model, not a curated record
AUGAGAAGAAGGCAAGGAGAAGAAGGCAAGGAGAAGAAGGCAAGGAGAAGAAGGCAAGGAGAAGAAGGCAAGGAGAAGAAGGCAAGGAGAAGAAGGCAAGGAGAAGAAGGCAAGGAGAAGAAGGCAAGGAGAAGAAGGCAAGGAGAAGGCAAGGAGAAGAAGGCAAGGAGAAGGCAAGGAGAAGGCAAGGAGAAGAAGGCAAUGAGAAGGCAAGGAGAAGAAGGCAAUGAGAAGGCAAUGAGAAGGCAAGGAGAAGGCAAGGAGAAGAAGGCAAUGAGAAGGCAAGGAGAAGAAGUGCCAAAAGAAGAUGGAAGAGGAAAACAUGGAAACUACCCACACAAAUUUCAAGAUGAAGCUGUACAAAGUGUGAGAGAAUUUCUCAACGCCAUACCGAAAUAUAACAGUCAUUACAGUAGGCAACAGAACGUCAAUCAAGUGUAUUUGGAUUGUGAUCUCACAAUUGCUUCCUUAUUUCGAGAUAAAUACUCAGAAUACUGCAAGGAAAAGCAAGUUCCUGCAGUAUCUGAAAGUAAAUUCAGAGAAAUUUUCGUAUCUGAAUUUGACAUAGGCUUCAAACUACCAAAAAGUGACACCUGUUCACAAUGUGAAGGAUUUCUAAUUGCAAUAAAUAACCCAGAAUUAUGUGCAGAAGAUGUCACAGAAAAGAAACAACAAUGUGAACUGCAUCUCAAAAAGGCUGACAGAGGACAAAAUAUGAUUGCGUCUUUAACUGCUCUGGCUAAAGAACAUUCGAAAGAGCAUCAUGUGAUAGCAAUGGACAUGCAGCAAACGUUCCCCACACCUAAACUAACAGCUGGUCCAGCAUUUUACAAGAGGAAAAUAUGGACAUACAACUAUGGUAUCCACGACUGUGGAUCAAAUAAGGGCUAUAUGUUUCUGUGUAGCGAGAAAGAUGGAGGACGGGGUUCAGAUGAGGUUGGGAGCUGCUUAUUGAAGUUCUUGGAGAUAACUAAUCCUCACAGACAAAACGUCUCCACAUAAUCACAGACAACUGCAAGGGUCAAGCAAAGAAUUGGACUAUUAUUUCUUUGGAAAGGUCCCUUGUCGCUAUCAAAAGAUUUGAUUGUCCAGCAUUACUUCCCUGUGGUAGGUCACACCAUGCUACCUUGCGAUCGUGAUUUUGGCCGCGAUCGUGAUUUUGGUCGCAUUGACCGGUAUGCAAGAAACAGACGUCCAAUAGUGUACACUCCAGAUGAAUGGGCAGAAGUAAUAAAAUCUGCGAGUCCAAAACAUUUAACCGUAACUAAACUGGAAAGAGAAGACUUCAGAAAUUUGGAAAGCCUGAAGACAUUGAUCUCUCAACAUACAGAAUCCACAUCUGGAGAUCCCCACCAUUUCAGUGAAGCUACCCAAUUUAAGUUUGAGUCUGAAGAUCCCUUCAAGCUAAGUUUAAAGCACUCUUAUUCAGACAGGAGCUUUCAUGUUGACAUUUGUAUUAAAAAGAAAGGAAGGCUAGUAGAACCAAAUCCAUAUCAGCUGCCAAUAAAGUACAGAAAGCCACUACCAAUUAACCAGAAAAAGUUGAUA